Bacidia gigantensis is the source of this 1026-nucleotide messenger RNA. RefSeq names its product Septin Spn2 (gene SPN2). Bases 1 to 1026 code for a protein of 341 amino acids. Gene Ontology annotation, molecular function: GTPase activity; molecular adaptor activity; GTP binding. NCBI's taxonomy places the organism in Eukaryota, Fungi, Ascomycota, Lecanoromycetes, Lecanorales, Ramalinaceae. The transcript is spliced from 5 exons. Gene Ontology annotation, cellular component: septin complex; septin ring; microtubule cytoskeleton. The record is from RefSeq and is a predicted model, not a curated record. Gene Ontology annotation, biological process: cytoskeleton-dependent cytokinesis.
AUGGCGUCAACCCUCUCCUCUCCAACCUCUGCCCCAGUGAUGCCGAAGAGCCACGUUGGUUUUGACAGCAUUACCACUCAGAUUGAGCGCAAAUUACUCAAGCGGGGUUUCCAAUUCAAUGUCAUUUGUGUUGGGCAAACUGGGUUGGGGAAAUCAACCUUGAUCAAUACCAUCUUUGCUUCACAUCUCAUGGAUUCCAAGGGACGCUUGUCUCCCACUGAACCUGUCCGCUCAACCACUGAGAUCCAAUCAGUAUCACAUGUAAUUGAAGAGAACGGUGUGCGCCUAAGGCUGAAUAUUGUGGAUACCCCUGGUUAUGGUGAUCAGGUCAACAAUGACAGAUGCUGGGACCCAAUCGUCAAAUAUAUCAAAGACCAGCACUCUGCAUAUCUGCGAAAGGAGCUUACCGCGCAACGAGAACGAUACAUUCAGGAUACUCGAGUCCACUGCUGUCUAUUCUUUAUCCAGCCUUCCGGUCACGCCCUCAAACCCAUCGACAUUGUUGUUCUGAAGAAACUCUCCGACGUGGUCAACGUCGUUCCUGUGAUAGCCAAAUCCGACUCAUUGACUCUCGAGGAGCGCUUAGCCUUCAAAGAGCGCAUAAAGGACGAAUUCAUCUUCCACAAUCUACGCAUGUAUCCCUACGAUAAUGACGAGCAAGACGAAGAAGAGCGUGGGCUUAAUUCAUCGAUCAAAUCGCUAAUUCCUUUCGCCGUAGUCGGUUCGGAGCAAAACAUCGUCGUGGGAGGCCGCUCUGUCCGUGGCCGCCAGAAUCGUUGGGGUGUGAUCAAUGUUGAAGACGAGAAUCACUGCGAGUUUGUCAGCUUGCGGAACUUCUUGACGAGGACCCACCUGCAAGACUUGAUAGAAACGACUUCUCAGAUCCAUUAUGAGACAUUCCGUGCCAAGCAAUUGAUGGCUUUGAAAGAGAAUAGUGCUGCCGGACAAGGAAGCAGGCCAAUCAGCCCUAGCGCCGAUAGGGAGCUUAGUCGACAGUCGCAGAGGAUGACAAUGAAUGGAUACUGA